Cylicostephanus goldi is the source of this 201-nucleotide messenger RNA. The record is from the annotation of a GenBank genome assembly. Lineage: Eukaryota; Metazoa; Nematoda; Chromadorea; Rhabditida; Strongylidae.
AUGGAAUUAAGGACUGUUCAGACCAAUCUGACGAGGAUUCCACUUUGUGUAGACGGCCAGCCAAAUCGGCAUUCUCGGUUUCGCUACGGAAUCAAAGGCAGAAGAUGUCCUUCGGCUUGGUUCUUCUGUGCAGAUGGUUCAAAUUGCAUCACUUCCCGUUAUGUCUGCGAUGGCCAUAAGGACUGCCGGUACGUCAGCUAA